This is a messenger RNA of Ambispora leptoticha, 363 nucleotides long. The record is from the annotation of a GenBank genome assembly. Lineage: Eukaryota; Fungi; Glomeromycota; Glomeromycetes; Archaeosporales; Ambisporaceae.
AUGGAUGAAAAGGCUUUUGAUAUGGAAGCUGGAGAUAUUUGUGACUCGAAUAUUUAUCCAAUGGCUUUUAAUACAGUACCAAUGUUGUUGAUAGUGAUUACAGACAUGAUUAAAGGCGUAGGCUGGUAUUUGCUUUUGCUUGAUGGAAUUAUACUUGGAUUCUCCUUUAUACUGUUCUUUGCUUUUCAAUUUGACCCCUCUGAACUUUUUAUGGGAAUGACAAAUUUCCUUAAAUCUAAUCAUGACAUGUUUCAACCUCAAAUUACUUAUACCAUUAUUCAAGCAUUAUUUACACGCAUUAUACCACUUUUGAUUAACGUUUUAAUUGCAUUACUUUCUUUAAACGUUGAAGACACGAUGUAA